UCGGUUGAUGCACGUGUUCAGAAUAAAAUGUUAUUUUAUAUAAUUAUUGGAACAUAAUUAAUAUUUUUCUGACGUUCAAGGUAAUUGUUCAAGGUGAGAAAAGGACAAAGGGGGAUAACGAUUUUGUGAAUGACUGCGUAUGAAACGAAAUAUAUAUAACGAUUUUCAAAAAGGGCCUCAGGAAUAUACAUAAAAAUGUUUGCCAGCGGUAGAAUCGUGUUUAGCUGCACGAAUAUUGUGACAAGAUACCACGUAUGGGCACUGAUAAGUAAUCUACGUAAAGCAAACUUUCUGCUGAAGGAUCGAUCUGCAAUUUCAGCAGCUUGUGUUCACAAUUUAGUUGUUGGCAGGUCAGCACCGUUGACAAAGGAGCCUGUUUCACCGGCCAAUAGAUACGUCCUGAGAACGCAUACGUGUGGCGAGCUGACGCUCAAAAAUGUUGGAGAAGAAGUGAGAUUAAGCGGCUGGAAGGAAUUUCAGAGAAUGAGGAAGUUUAUAACGUUAAGAGACUCCUAUGGAUCAACGCAGUUACUUAUACCGGAAGAUAGAAAGGAUUUGGUGGAAAGUAUACAGAACUUGUCUUUCGAAAGUGUCUUGAGCGUAGUAGGCAAAGUCGUGCCGAGACCUGAAGGUCAGCAGAAUAAGAGAAUGAAAACGGGCGAUAUAGAAGUGUACGUAGAGUCUCUGGAGAUUCUAAACGUAGCAUCGGAGAAUCCGCCAGUAUUCAUUAGAGAGUAUAACAAAGCCAAGGAGAGUCAGCAAAUGAAAUACAGAUAUCUGUCACUGAGAUAUCCUGAGCUGCAAAGGAAUUUAAGAUUGCGAUCCUCUCUCAUAAUGAAGAUGAGAGAAUUUCUGAUCAACGAGUGCAGUUUUGUGGACAUUGAAACGCCAACGCUGUUUAAAAGUACACCGGGGGGUGCGCAAGAAUUUGUAGUGCCCACGAGACAACCGGGUAAUUUUUACUCGCUGGUACAGAGUCCUCAACAAUUCAAGCAGCUUCUCAUGGUAGGUGGCCUCGACAGAUACUUCCAAGUCGCCCGAUGUUACAGAGACGAGAGUGCCAGGCACGACAGACAGCCAGAAUUUACACAGCUAGAUAUCGAAAUGUCGUUUGUUGACCGGGACGGAGUGAUGAGCUUAAUUGAAAAUUUAUUGAUGUACACAUGGCCAGAAGAAUCAGGCUCCAUAAAAGUGCCUUUCAAGCUUAUGAGGUAUGAAGACUCGAUGGAAUUGUAUGGUACUGACCAACCGGACUUAAGAAUACCGUAUCAAAUACAAGAUCUCACACACAUGUUCGAUCUGCCAGUAUUAAAAGAGGCUGUGAAAUCUGAAAAUAAUGAACAAAAAGUAUACGCAUUAGUUUUUCCAAAAAAAUCGAAGUACUUAGCAAAAUCUAUCAGAGAAGGACUCUCUAAGAUCCGUAGCGAUUAUUUUGCUACUACAAAGCUAGUUCAAUUAAGAAUCGAAAACGAUUCGUGGAGAGCACAGUUAGACAAGCUAAAACCGAAGUCGGGAACUAUAACGGAAGAUAUAUCGCAGUACUGCAAGUUACAGGAGGGAGAUGCAGCAUUGCUAGCAAUUGGACAUCGAAUGGAUGCAUUGAAACUCUUAGGAAAGUUACGUGUCGAAUUUACAAAUAUAUUAGAAGCCAAAGGCGAACAAGUACGUUCGACCGAAACUGAGCUUCUAUGGGUCACGGACUUUCCGUUAUUCACAUUUGAAGGAACAUUACAAUCGACGCAUCAUCCAUUUACGCAACCGCAUCCAGAUGACAUGGAAUAUCUUACAACUGAUCCUCUAAAGGUGAGAGGCUUACACUACGAUCUGGUUAUGAAUGGAUCGGAAAUAGCGGGAGGUUCCAUUCGAAUCCACGAUGCAAAUUUACAGAGACAAAUAUUGAGGAUGUUAAACAUAGACGAAACAAAAUUGUCGCACAUGCUCGAGGCAUUGACGUACGGAGCUCCACCCCAUGGUGGAAUAGCUAUAGGACUGGAUCGUCUCGUUUGCUUACUUUGUAACGAAAAAAGUAUAAGGAACGUUAUAGCUUUCCCGAAAACGAUGGAAGGACGAGAUCUAAUGUCCGGAGCACCAGACAUCAUUUCAGACGAGUUGAAGACUUUGUAUCACAUACAAACAGUAAACAAAUAAGAUUCCUUUUUUCACAAUAAGUGUAAUAGAAAAGUUGUUAUUACUUACAA
This is a messenger RNA of Temnothorax curvispinosus, 2198 nucleotides long. RefSeq names its product aspartate--tRNA ligase, mitochondrial (gene AspRS-m). The record is from RefSeq and is a predicted model, not a curated record. Gene Ontology annotation, biological process: aspartyl-tRNA aminoacylation. The transcript has 11 exons. Gene Ontology annotation, cellular component: cytoplasm; mitochondrion. Gene Ontology annotation, molecular function: nucleic acid binding; ATP binding; aspartate-tRNA ligase activity. NCBI's taxonomy places the organism in Eukaryota, Metazoa, Arthropoda, Insecta, Hymenoptera, Formicidae. The coding region runs from base 196 to 2148 and encodes 650 amino acids.